AUGUCCUCCUCCUCCUCCUCACCUUCUUCUUUGUCUUCUCUCCAACUUUGGUUCUUACCUGAGCUCAAACGUGCCUUCCCUCUCGCAGAGGAUUGGUUGCUCGACGGAUUAUCUCAAACCUGCGUCGCGAGCAGGUCGGUUGAAGAAAUGUGCGACGCCAUGCGGAAUUUUAUGGGAGAAGAAGAGGCCGUCGCGGAAGCGCUGCGAUUGAGCGAGAUGCUCUUCGAAAAGAAGAAAGAGUAUCAAGAAGAGGAGAAAAAGACGAACUCGCCGUCGUCGUCAUCGUUUCGCGACGAUGGUGAAUUAAAGCUCAGAAAAGUGAAAGAAAAGACAAAAACGACGAGUGAUGGUGAUGGUGGGAAAGAGGAGGACCAAAAGAAAGGCGAAGCGAAAGCGUACAGGAAAUACGACUCGAUCGAGAAACCGUCGCGCACUAACGACCAAACGUCGUCGAAAGCAACACAUUCGGUGGUAAGAGAACAUCGUUCUAUACUGGUGAAGAUGUCGAAGAAAAAGAGCAGUAGCGCGGAGGACGUGGGGAAGCGGAAGGACCGGAUGAAAAAUCCAGGCGACGCUCUCGAGGUUGGCGAUUUGCUCAAGCCGCGCGCCGCGAACUGCUUGCGAUGCGGGAAGAUUUUUCGAUUCGAUUUGGACGCGUCGGGGGCGGUCGCCGAAAACGACGCGAGGGUGUUUUUAGAGAGCUCGGGGAAGUGCACGUUUUGCGACGCGUUUGUGAAUGUGAAGUUACGCGACGGUUUGGUUUGGAACGGCGAAAUCGGGUACGCGACUGAACAAGAACAAGAGGAAGACACAGAAGGCGGGAAAGCGGCGGCGGAGAGAUUAAAGGACCAGCUGGUAUCGUUUGAUCGUUCCGGAGCGAGUCGAACGAAGGUUGUGGACGACCAGUCGGAGUGGUACGAUCACGGGGACGUGGACGCGGAAGCGUGGUUGGCAGAGGACGAGCGAAGAGCUCUGAAACACAAACGCGACGCGAUGGAUCAACAGCAAAGAGAGAGAGAGUUGGCGAAAAAGAGAACGUUCGGUAUUGACAUACUCGGACGCAAGACGAUGAUUUUGGACGAGGAGGAGUUGCAAUUAAUUCGCGAGCGAGACGAACGCGCGAAAUUAGCGAUGGAAAGCGCCGCGUUGAAUUCAAUGAGCGAGUUCGCGCAAGGCGGUGGAAGCGCGGUGGCUACCGCCGCGGAAACCGCCAGAGAGUUAGAGAGUAGACUAGUGAGAACCGAGCAACCGACGUCGGAGAUUAAAGAUUUAGCAGAUGAACGAAAAGUGCGCGUGCCAAAGAACAAAACGCUCAAUCUUGUCGCGACGUUUGUGAAAUCGUUCAAGGACAUUGCAUCAUCAAACGCCCCGCUGGAAGAGAAGGAGAAGCGUGCAAAGAAAAAUGACAACGACGACGACGCGUUCAGCCGCCUCGAGGCGGACGCGCCGAGACGAGUUCUCGAUAUCAAUCCGUUUGACCAAAUAGCGCAAGAAGCCGCCGACGCCGGAUUAGGAUUCGUUUUAUAG
Molecule: messenger RNA, 1527 nt
Organism: Bathycoccus prasinos
Lineage: Eukaryota; Viridiplantae; Chlorophyta; Mamiellophyceae; Mamiellales; Bathycoccaceae
Exons: 1
Coding region: 1-1527 (508 amino acids)
Source: RefSeq, a predicted model, not a curated record